Messenger RNA from Diaporthe citri, 1245 nucleotides. RefSeq lists its product as uncharacterized. The transcript is spliced from 3 exons. NCBI's taxonomy places the organism in Eukaryota, Fungi, Ascomycota, Sordariomycetes, Diaporthales, Diaporthaceae. The record is from RefSeq and is a predicted model, not a curated record. Bases 1 to 1245 code for a protein of 414 amino acids.
AUGUCUGUACCAAGCCUCUCUGAAUCACAAAGGCGUCUUACAGCCUCCAUCAUCUACAGCAAGCCCCUCAGGCCAUGGGAAACCCGGGCUCUCCGCUUGGAACCUGUCAAUGACGAGCACGAUCAAGAAGACAUAGUUGAGGUGCACCUGGAAACCGCCGCCAUACCGCACCUGGAGGGCUUGGGCCUCGUGGAUUCGGGCGACGUGAUUCUCUACGAGGCACUCUCGUACACGUCGGACUCGCCCGUCUUCAGCCAUGCCAUCCGGUGCAACGGCCUCGACUUCAGCGUCACGGCCAACCUGCAUGCGGCUCUCGUGCACCUGCGGAGCUCUCAUGGCCAUCGUUGGCUCUGGAUCGAUGCUUUAUGUAUAAACCAGUACGACGAGGCUGAAAAAGCACGCCAAGUCCGCAACAUGUUCCACAUCUAUCGGAAAGCAAGCACCGUCCUUGUGUGGCUCGGCCCUGCUGGCCCGGGCACCUGGUUGGGUGCCGACAUCCUCAACAAGGCAUAUUAUGAUAUUCAUACAAACAUAUACGUGGACGAAUUCCUCAACGACCUUCGAGACAACGAACCAUUGGACGACGAAAGGGCCGGCGCCGACACCUUGGGGCUCGUAUCUAUGGCCUUGGAUGGGAUUGCUGACAUCUUGGGACGCGCUUGGAUAAGACGGACCUGGAUUAUCCAGGAGAUUGCGGCCGCAGCCAAUGUCAAGUUCCAAUGUGGUCGGUCGGUUACAUCGUACGACGCGUUCUUCCAUGUGAUCCCGGACGUUGGAAGAAUGCUUUGGAACACCCGUUCUGUCCUUCUGGCAGGUAAGGAGGACCCGAGCGUCUUGGAGCGCCUUAGGGAGCGACCUCGUUAUGCUUCCGUUUCCGAAAUGUUUGGCUCUCACAUAUGGGACGACGGGCCAGCCUCCUUCAGAUACUCAUUGCCCUUUACCGAAGUCCUUCACGAACUGCGGCUGCUCGUAAACGACCCUGCUGGCCGCAUCAAAUCACGGCGUACACAGACGGAGCUCCUGCUCGUGUUUCUCGUGGGGACUAUGGCCCGGGGCUUCGAUGUUUCGAUUGCCGUCGACCGGGUGUUCUCGCUUACAGCGAUGGCGGACGCCAUCUCAAGCGCUUCGUGGGGCCUGACACAUAAUAAAAGAAUAGCCAGUUCUCCGCAACAGCUCCCGGUGGACUACUCUGUCGGUCUCCGGGCCGCAGUGCUACGUGCGUUGAAGAUACGCAUGACGAGAUGA